AUGGAAAAUUACACACAGACCUCGACUAACUUCAUCCUCCUGGGCCUGUUUCCCCCAUCAAGGGUUGGCCUUGUCCUGUUCAUUCUCAUCCUCCCCAUCUUCCUAAUGGCACUGGCUGGCAACCUGGUCAUGGUCCUGCUCAUCCUGCUGGAUGCCCACCUCCACACUCCCAUGUACAUCCUGCUCAGUCAGCUCUCCCUCAUGGACCUCAUGUAUAUCUGCACCACUGUCCCCAAGAUGGCUUCUGGUUUUCUAUUUGGAAACAAGUCCAUCUCCCUCAUCGGGUGCGGGUUCCAGAGCUUCUUCUUUUUGACUUUAGGAGGAGCAGAAGCACUGAUACUGAUGUCCAUGGCCUAUGACCGUUAUGUGGCUAUCUGCUUUCCUCUGCACUACCCCGUCCACAUGAACAGAAGAGUGUGUGUGCUGAUGAUCCUGGGAUCUUGGACAAUAGGUGCUAUCAAUGCCUGUGCUCACACAGUAUACAUCCUCCGGAUCAAUUACUGUAGGUCCAGGACCAUCAACCAUUUUUUCUGUGAUGUCCCAGCCAUGCUGUCCCUGGCUUGUGGGGACACCAGGGUCCAUGAGUACACCGUGUUCCUCAGUACUGUCGUCUUUCUCCUGUUCCCUUUCAUCAUCAUUAUGUUUUCCUAUGGGAAAGUUCUCCUUGCUGUCUACCGCAUGCACUCUCAGGAAGGCAGGAAGAAGGCCUAUUCCACCUGCAGCACCCACCUCACCGUGGUGACUUUCUACUAUGCACCUUUUGUGUAUACCUAUCUCCGCCCAAAGUCUUUCCGGUCUCCAGCAGAGGACAAGGUUGUGGCUGUCUUCUACACCAUCCUCACCCCAAUGCUCAACCCUAUGAUCUACAGCCUGAGGAACAAAGAGGUGACGGGGGCCCUGGGGAGAGUGAGUGGGAAGUUGUGCUCUUUAAAACUGUAG
Molecule: messenger RNA, 939 nt
Organism: Cavia porcellus (domestic guinea pig)
Lineage: Eukaryota; Metazoa; Chordata; Mammalia; Rodentia; Caviidae
Product: olfactory receptor 2L3-like
Exons: 1
Coding region: 1-939 (312 amino acids)
Biological process (GO): G protein-coupled receptor signaling pathway; detection of chemical stimulus involved in sensory perception of smell
Cellular component (GO): plasma membrane
Molecular function (GO): G protein-coupled receptor activity; olfactory receptor activity
Source: RefSeq, a predicted model, not a curated record